AAAAGAGAACGAUAGAAAGAUACUCUGAGCCUAUCUGUUCACCUCGCCCUGCUGCCACUGUUGCCAUUUUUCAGCGACGCCACCGCGGACAAGGUCUCUCUUCUCCCUCUCCCUCUCUGUUUCAAUUUUUAUCUGUGGUUUGGGUUCUGAUUUAUUCACUGGUCAAGUGAGAACGAGCAUGCUUUGCGUUUUUGUUUUCAUUGAUUUAGGAAUUUUCAUUUGAUUCAAAAGACCAGCUAAGAACCCGUGCUCUUUGGUCAAUGGUUGCCUUCAAUUCAAUGGAGGUAAUGGUUUUAUUUAUAGAAAGAUGAGUGCAAAUUCUGGGAUAUAUGUUGGGCGUGAACUUUAGAAAAAACAGGUUGGGAAUAGUAAAACCCUAAUAAGAAUGGACAGUGUAAAGCAGUGAUAUAAGAAAAGCAGACCCACCCAUAUUUGAUGGUUAUUUGGGGUUUGGAUCAGAGCAUUGGCAAUUGUGUUUCCUCUGCUAUCACAAUCGUUUUCACCGCACUAGCCUCUCCACCAUUUUGUCGCCGUUCAUGGGUUUCUCCAAAGAAAACCAUCUUGCGCAGUUGAAGGAGCAUCAGAUUCCAUUUUCCCAAUAAGAACAUCCAGUUGUGUUGACCGUUGACGCUCAGGAUCCAUGGAUUUUAGAGAUGGAGCUCACAAGUUUUCUUGGUGUAUUGUUACUGCUUCUACAGAUUGGAGAUCUCUGGCUUCGACUGCUAUGGCACUUCCUGCAAAUAAUUGUCAGCGCAUGGUAUUCCAUAGUAGUCGUGGUUAAUUUGUUGGAGAGCUACUUCAUCUCUCUUGGAGUACUAGAGAAAUACAAGUCUCUUCAUUCAGAAAAGGUUCAGUACCUUGCCAUUGUCAUAGAAAGUGAAGAAGCUCGUCAGAUUUCGGAACUUGUUAAACUGUUGAAGUGGCUAGACUCUAUUGGUGUGAAGAAUGUGUGCCUCUAUGACAUGAAUGGAGUACUGAAGAAGUCUAAGGAAACCAUACUUCAAAAUUUGAAGAAUGCAAAAUCCAUUCAGGAAGUUAGUCAAGUUGUUACACACCAUGCUCAUGAUCACAUGACUCUGGAGUUUCUUUCUUAUGUGGAUGGGAAGGAGGCAGUGGCGAAAGCAGCUAACUUGGUUUUUGUGGAGAACUUGAAACAGCAUUGCUUGGCUGGAGAACUAGAUGCUCAAAGAUCGUUAGAAUCUCACUUGAAUGAAGCAUUGCAAAUUGUUGGUAGCAAAGGCCCUGAGCCUGACCUUUUACUGGUUUAUGGACCUGUGAGGAGCCAUCUUGGUUUUCCUGCAUGGAGACUUCGCUACACAGAGAUCGUACACAUGGGAUCAUUGAAAUUCAUGACAUAUGGUUCCUUAAUCAAAGCCAUUUAUAACUUCACGAGAGUGCACCAAAAUUAUGGUAAGUAGAGAUGGAAUUAACUGCACAAGCACCACAAAGCGUUGGCUUGAAGAUUAGAAAAGUAGCUAGCUAAGAUAUCUUUGAGGAAAAAGUGCUUUCUGAUCCUGCUGGAGAGAUACCAUUGCAAGUCAUGGCGAGUAAAAAAAGGUCUGAGCAAACUGGUGUAUUUUAAUUUGAUGCCACCAUGGAUACUGUUAUAGUGGAUAAAUUCCUCACAGGUAUAUCAAAACCAUUAACAUGGUGUAAGUGAAGUGAAUAAUUUUAUUCAUUAUAACAAACCAAUAAAUUCCUCACAGGUAUAUCAAAA
This is a messenger RNA of Vigna angularis (adzuki bean), 1717 nucleotides long. RefSeq lists its product as uncharacterized. The transcript has 9 exons. Bases 654 to 1418 code for a protein of 254 amino acids. Gene Ontology annotation, cellular component: endoplasmic reticulum membrane; dehydrodolichyl diphosphate synthase complex. The record is from RefSeq and is a predicted model, not a curated record. Gene Ontology annotation, molecular function: ditrans,polycis-polyprenyl diphosphate synthase [(2E,6E)-farnesyl diphosphate specific] activity. NCBI's taxonomy places the organism in Eukaryota, Viridiplantae, Streptophyta, Magnoliopsida, Fabales, Fabaceae.